AUGUACGGAAAUAAAAAGAUACACGAAUCAACCUUAAAGUCUUUAUUUGAAAGAGACAUUGAGGAAAUUGAGGCGAUUGAUAUUUCUAGCUUAAAAGAGGUUGGCCAUGAUAAAAGACGAUCAAAUGUCCGGAGUACCAGAGGGUUAUCACCAACAGAACUAAGCUUGUCAGCUUUUGGUGAGGAUUAUCAGUUACAAGUAUCUAAACCGGCAUCCGUGUUACACCCGGAAGUCAAGAUUGUAACCAGGAAUGAAGAUGGCGACCAAGAGUGGAAAGGAAUAAUUCCGGAUUGCUUCUUGGUCGGUCACGUGACUUCACACAACGGAACUGCUUCCCUGUCACAUUGUGAAGGCUUGAAAGGAACACUAACCACGCCAUCUGGAGAUUUUCAAUUGAGAGAACUACCCAAAGUUCACAACAAAAGACUCCAUUUCUCAGAUGAAGAUACCGUUCUUGUGGUUGGUAGAAUGAGACAAAAGAACAACAUGGGAGGGACAGCUGUUGACGUCAGAGGUGACACAAUAUCUUCUACCCUUUAUCAUAUUUUAGAGGAUUGA
Saccostrea cuccullata (small rock oyster) is the source of this 558-nucleotide messenger RNA. RefSeq lists its product as uncharacterized. The transcript is spliced from 4 exons. The record is from RefSeq and is a predicted model, not a curated record. Lineage: Eukaryota; Metazoa; Mollusca; Bivalvia; Ostreida; Ostreidae. Bases 1 to 558 code for a protein of 185 amino acids.